UGGGCGCGAGCGAGCGAGCGAGAGAAAACAACAAGAGUGGCAUUUGUUGCGCACACGGGCUUUGGCAGCCAUUCAAUGACCCACCACACACUCAUCUCUUCCGCCCCUGCCUUUUCCUCUGCUCCUCACGCCUCCCCUUCCUCCUCCUCCUCGCCUACCCGCUCCUUCUCCUCUGCACCCGCCGCCGUGCUCGUCAUGUCGUCGUCCUCGUCGUUCGCGCACCACCACGGCUCCCUGGUGGAGAGGGAAGGGAACAUGUACGCGCUGAGGAGUAGCCUCAGGCCGUGCGAGGCAGCAGAGGAGGCGGCGGCCGCCGUGGUCGCUGGGCCGGCGGCGUGGGGAGACGGGUUCUUGGUGGAGGACCUGCUUGACCUUGAGGAGCUCUGCGAGGUGGAAAAGGAAGGCGGUUUGCUCUGCGAGGCGCCGGCGCCGGCGGCCGAGGAGGACGAGGAGCAAAAGUGCAGCGACUCCCACGGCUCGUCGGUGGUCUCCUACGAGCUCAUGCCGCUUCUCCCGCCGGAGAUGGACCUGCCGGCCCACGACGCGGAGGAACUGGAGUGGGUGUCCCGUAUCAUGGACGACUCGCUGGCGGAGCUCCCGCCGCCGCCGCGGCUACCUGCGGCGCCGUGGCGACAGCGCGAAGCUACGGUCUCGACAGCCGCGUACCCUAUGCGGACGCCGACCAUAUGCGCGCUCUCCACGGAGGCGCUGGUGCCGGUGCGGUCGAAGAAGCGCAGCAAGCGGUCGCGCGCCACCACCGUGUGGUCGCUCUCCGGCGCGCAGUCCAUAUCCGACUCGGCGUCAUCGUCCACCACCUCCUCUAGCUCCUCCUCGGCGUCCUUCUUCCUCAUGGACUCCCCCGCCUUCUACGGCUCCAACCUCCUCGACGAGCCGGCACGCUCCAAGAAGUCCAAGCACGGCAAGCCGAAGAAGCGCGGGCGCAAGCCCAAGCACCACUUCCCGCCGCAGCUGCUCGCGGCGUCCGCGCCCGCCCAGGGCGACCGCCGCUGCAGCCACUGCGGCGUGCAGAAGACGCCCCAGUGGCGGGCUGGGCCCGAGGGCGCUAAGACGCUGUGCAACGCCUGCGGCGUCCGCUACAAGUCGGGCCGGCUCCUCCCGGAGUACCGGCCGGCCUGCAGCCCCACCUUCGUGGGCGACCUGCACUCCAACUCCCACCGCAAGGUGCUGGAGAUGCGCCGCAAGAAGGACCCCGUGGCCGUGGCCGCGCUGACCGUCGCCUCGUUCUAGCCGCCCCCCACGCCGGCCGGCUAGCUAGUGUACAUUUUCUUCGAUUCGGUCGCAUCGAUCGUCGAUUAGUCUGUUGUACCGUACCCUGGAUUUUUCUCCCCGUCCUCUAGUAUUUAGUGGUUGUACUAGCAAAAUUCAGAAAGUUGCAAGUAGCAGGAGUCGAUUAGGUCGGGUUAGGUUUAGGGAUUACUACUAAGCUUUUAGUUCGACGUGUUUAGCUCUAGUUUGUUAGGGUAUUGCCGUAGAAGUGGCGCCUCUUAGUAGUAAAGAAGUUGAGCUAUUCGCAAGAAAGCUUUUCGAGGUUGUUUGAACCGUGAGAGGCAGAAGCGGCAAGUUUCCAUGGUUGGUCAUCUCAUCUUUGGUGUGAAGCAAGAAGCUAGCUAGCUGCCUCGUUUCUUCUUUAAA
Molecule: messenger RNA, 1653 nt
Organism: Lolium perenne
Lineage: Eukaryota; Viridiplantae; Streptophyta; Magnoliopsida; Poales; Poaceae
Product: GATA transcription factor 5
Biological process (GO): cell differentiation; regulation of DNA-templated transcription
Cellular component (GO): nucleus
Molecular function (GO): sequence-specific DNA binding; zinc ion binding
Source: RefSeq, a predicted model, not a curated record